CAUCAAUGAGUGUGUUUUAUUAUCUCUAUUUAUGUGGUACUAUGUAUUAAAUUGAAAAUAUAAUAUUGAAAAUUUUACACUUUUUGUUUUUUUGAUUUCUGUAUCUAUUUGUUACUUUGUAUGCCAAUGUUCACAAUUGUUUCAUUUGUUUUAGAAGUUACUAGAGUCGUUUAAAAAUUUUUAUUAAUUACUGUUUGUUAAAAUUUUAAGUAUAACUACAAUGUCUAAACAGGUAGAAGUGGUGAAUUUGAAAUCAUAUCCUCAUCACAACAUGUUAAGUUAUUGUGAAAAUCGACCUAAGUAUAGGCAGGGACGAAAACUAACAGCGAUUAAGGUUUAUACGGUGAAUGAUGAAUCACAGCAUUUAAUUAUCAGAGGUGUACCAUCUAUAGAUUUGCAUGAUGAAGUAAAAAAAUUAUGUCAACGUUAUGGAAAUGUAUUAAAUAUUCGACAAGUGCAAUUUGAAGAUCAAGAAGAAUUCACUCAUAGUUUUCAUGUCACAUUUGCUCGAAUACAGGCUGCAAGAUUUGGUAAGAAACAAAUGGAUACAAAAAAUUUCUUUGGUGGCAUUUUACAUGUUUGCUAUGCUCCUGAACUUGAAACCAUAGAACAAACAAGAUACAAGUUACAAACUAGAGUAAUAGAAGUUACAAAACAUAUCAAUAAAAUUGUUUUAGAUGUUAACCAUGAAAAAGAGUUAUCUUCUGAGUUAGGAAAAUAUAAUCCUAACAUUUCAUCUCAUUCAAAGUUGCGAAACUGUAAUUCCUAUUCCCAGAAACAAAAUCGAUGGCUUGAAGGUGGUUUAAAAUGUUCUUACAUCGUACCAAAGUCAAAUCUUUUGAACACCAAUUAUGAAACAAUGCAAAAUAAAUUGAAUGUUAUUAAAGAUUCAACUCCAUUUGAUUCAAGAACUUUAAGAUUUGUUCCUAGACAAUUAAGUAUAGGAACAACUUCAAUACCUAAAAUUAAAAAUCCUAACCGCAUAAUUUUUCAUCAUAAAACUAAUAAUAGCUAAG
Molecule: messenger RNA, 1016 nt
Organism: Sipha flava (yellow sugarcane aphid)
Lineage: Eukaryota; Metazoa; Arthropoda; Insecta; Hemiptera; Aphididae
Product: RNA-binding protein 48
Exons: 6
Coding region: 221-1015 (264 amino acids)
Cellular component (GO): nucleoplasm
Molecular function (GO): nucleic acid binding
Source: RefSeq, a predicted model, not a curated record